GGCAACACGUCAGGAGAAACUACACAGGGUACCAACUCUUGACAAUCAUUUCACCGUUUCGGUUUAAAUGAACCGCUGUGUAAACGGGCGCUUGAGUUAAAAGAAUAAAGAAAAUCAAGCAGAGAUAUAAAUAAACCAACAGGAGGCUAGUAUCAGUAGCCGAAGCUAAUCCUGCUUCUUCUUCCAUAAACAGAACCGUCCAACUGCCCUGCAAACAUCAGGUGGAGAUACUGGACGCCAAGACCAAGGACAAGCUCUGCUUCCUAGACAAGGUUGAGCCAAAUGCCACCAUCGGGGAGAUUAAGUCUAUGUUCCACAAGAGCCAUCCACAGUGGUAUCCAGCCAGACAGUCUAUCCGCCUUGACCCCAAGGGGAAGUCUCUGAAGGAUGAGGACGUUCUGCAGCAUCUUCCUGUGGGAACCACGGCAACCUUCUACUUUAGAGAUCUGGGAGCUCAGAUCAGCUGGGUCACAGUUUUCCUGACAGAAUACACCGGCCCUCUGGUCAUCUAUCUGCUGUUCUACUUCAGGGUUCCCUUCAUCUACGCGCCCAAAUAUGACUUCACCACCAGUAAACACUGGGUUGUACAUCUCGCCUGCAUGUGUCACUCCUUCCACUACGUUAAGAGGCUCCUGGAGACCUUGUUUGUCCAUCGCUUCUCUCAUGGAACGAUGCCGUUACGGAACAUCUUCAAGAAUUGUACCUACUACUGGGGCUUUGCAGCAUGGAUGGCUUAUUAUAUCAACCAUCCAUUAUAUACACCACCCACAUAUGGAGAACAGCAGAUCAGGCUGGCGCUCAUCAUAUUCCUGUUCUGUCAGAUCGGGAACUUCUCCAUCCACAUCGCCCUCCGGAACCUCCGCCCACCAGGCUCGAAAACCAGGAAGAUUCCCUAUCCAACCAAGAACCCCUUCACCUGGAUCUUCCUUCUGGUCUCCUGUCCUAACUACACCUAUGAGCUGGGCUCCUGGCUCGGCUUCACCCUGAUGACCCAGUGUCUGCCGGUGGCGUUCUUCACCUUGGUGGGUUUCAUCCAGAUGACCGUCUGGGCCAAAGGGAAGCACCGCAGCUACCUGAAGGAGUUCCGCGACUACCCUCCCCUCCGCUCGCCCAUCGUGCCCUUCGUCCUCUAGAUCCAGUAUCAACUAAGAGGCGGUCCUUUCUCCAAACCUUACACUAGAUUUAGACUGAUGGAUUUGGAAGCUUGAUCCCUUGACCUCCACUCUGUUUCCCUUCCUGCUUUAAACUCCUGUGUUGAGUAAAAAUGUAAAACACUAGUUUGUUAAAAUUUUUUUAUUGCAGACAAACGGUUCUAUUCUGACUGGUUUACUUUUGAGUUUCUGUUCUCGGAGUUGCGUUCUAAUAAAACUGCUGUAAAAUAUGCAGGAGCUCCAUUUUUAAUUGCCUCACAUCCCAGUUUUCUGGUGUUUCUGUCUGGAUCUGCAGAUAUUAAAUCCUCUCUAAACUAAACUUUAAUUGCUCAAGAAUCUUAAAUCUGACAAUUUAGUUUUGUUGUCUGAGGUAAUUUAUUAAAAAAAUAAAUCAA
Molecule: messenger RNA, 1546 nt
Organism: Girardinichthys multiradiatus
Lineage: Eukaryota; Metazoa; Chordata; Actinopteri; Cyprinodontiformes; Goodeidae
Gene: tecrb
Product: trans-2,3-enoyl-CoA reductase b
Exons: 12
Coding region: 309-1133 (274 amino acids)
Biological process (GO): very long-chain fatty acid biosynthetic process
Molecular function (GO): oxidoreductase activity, acting on the CH-CH group of donors
Source: RefSeq, a predicted model, not a curated record